Salvia splendens (bonfire salvia) is the source of this 1460-nucleotide messenger RNA. Its product is annotated as surfeit locus protein 1-like. The record is from RefSeq and is a predicted model, not a curated record. The transcript is spliced from 6 exons. Gene Ontology annotation, cellular component: membrane. The coding region runs from base 186 to 1178 and encodes 330 amino acids. NCBI's taxonomy places the organism in Eukaryota, Viridiplantae, Streptophyta, Magnoliopsida, Lamiales, Lamiaceae.
GCUGAGUGAAAGAGUAAUCACAUUUACAAAUAAAAUACCCAAAAACAGUGAGACUGAUACCCAGCCUGCCUCGCCGCAUACCGUCGCAAGCCGACCGGUCACAGCGCCUCUUCUGCUCAAUAGUCAGCAGGCAAAAACCCUUGUAAGGCUCUACAAACUUUGAUGCUAACCGCACCAUCUCCGACAUGGCAGCCGCUUCCAUCUGUAGGAAUUUUCGGCAGCGCGUAAUCCCCUCAAAGAGGAUCCCGCACUCAUCCCUACUCUCCACCUCUGCACCUGCCUUCUCCACUCUUCCUCUAAGAGACCAAGAGGAAAUACGCAGGUCGACAUGGUCAAAGCUGUUCCUUUUCAUACCGGGGGCCAUCACUUUUGGUCUUGGCACUUGGCAAAUCUUCAGAAGACAAGACAAGAUAAAGUUGCUCGAUUACAGGCAGAGUAGACUUGCAAAUGAACCUCUUAAGGCCAAUGAGAUUGUGGCUUCUACUCAGAGCACGGAUUCACUGGAGUUCAGGAAAGUGCAGUGUAAAGGGGUUUUUGAUGAGAAGAAGUCUAUCUAUGUAGGCCCACGUUCCAGGAGCAUUUCUGGUGUGACUGAAAAUGGAUACUAUGUGAUAACUCCUCUUAUUCCACUCCCUGGUGAUCCUGAAAGUAUACAAUCACCUAUACUGGUAAAUAGAGGAUGGGUUCCGCGGAGUUGGAGGGACAAGGCUUUAAACUCUUUUGAAGAUGAACCUCAGAAUAGUAGCACACCCACCUCAACUGAAGAGAGUCCUACCACGUCCUGGUGGCGUUUUGGGUCUGUUAAGCGUAAAGAUCUAGAGGUUGAGCAUGUUCCAUCUGUCAUCCCUGUUGAAGUCAUUGGUGUUAUACGUGGCAGUGAGAAGCCGAGCAAUUUUGUUCCCUCAAAUGAUCCUAAUGCCGCCCAGUGGUUUUAUGUGGAUGUUCCAGCGCUUGCUGAUGCUUGUGGACUUCCAGAAAGAACACUCUAUAUUGAAGAGAUCAGUGAGCAUGUUAAUCCCCGAAGUCCAUAUCCCAUACAAAAGGAUCAUCAUAUGCUAAUUCAAACCUCUAGGAUGCCGCAAGACCAUCUUAAUUACGUACUGACAUGGUACACUCUUUCAGCUGCAGUUACUAUCAUGGCUAUUCAGAGAGUCAAACCAAGGAGGAGCAGAAGAUAGCGCACCAUUUUCAUUAUUGUCCGCACCCUAAAACCUUGGCAAAUGGUGCUUUGUACUUUGUUGCCCAAACACACAGAAACACCAGUAUGAUAGUAUGAUAUUACUGCUGCUUGCUGCAGUUGGUGGAAUAAAUUUGAGAAGCAGCAAAUAGGCGAUAAAGAUCCUGCAAGAUUUAAGUUGCAAGUUUUGUUUCCAUUGUCAAUUGGCUGAUAAAAGCUUUGCCAUGGAUGUUUCCAGUCUUAAUACAUCACUAACAUAUAUAGUUUUGAAUCUUUUGGUGAA